UACGGCGGCGUUUCAUGAAUAAGUGCAACAUCAUCAAUAACACAAUGCAGUUGUAUUUUAUUGGUAUGAUUAUUGCUACGUUUGGGCUUGGUGAAGUCAUGUGCCGAAGUUUUACCAUAGAAGAAGGUCCAUACAAUUUGAUAAUGUACAACACCUCAACCUGCGUUAAGGAGCAGCCUUGGUUCCACACCAACGUCUCAGUCUUCAACAGCAAGGUCCUCCGUGGCACCGUCGUCAAUCAGAAGGAUAUAAAGAAUGUCAAGUUCCGCAUUCAAGCGUUCUACUUGGACCAAGGCAAGAUAAAAGUCUUCGAGAUAAAGAACCAGAACUGCCAUAACACGAUCAUACAGAUAGUGCUUAAAGCACUUGCCCUACCCUACAAUAAUCAGAAGUGCACGUUGAAACCGAUAACUGCAAAGUUCGAAAACCUGAACUUGGAUGCAGUCUUCCACGCGGUGGUGCAGAAGGUCUGGUACGGCUCCGUGCUAGUCAGGUGGGAGAUCGCCCUGCCCACUGUCACGAUCAUGUGCCUCGAUAUCCACAUGCAGAUUGUUAAAGCCAAGAGUGUGGACAAUAAGGAUAGUUCCUAAUCGCCAUGCAAUUUUCUUGAAAAAUAAAACCGUUAUUGGACAUUUUAUAUACUUAGUAUUAGUACUAAAAAGUACUAUAAUGUUCAAUAACAGUAUUAUUUUAUCAUUUUGUGUGCUUUCUGUCUCAUGUUCGCUAU
Messenger RNA from Cydia fagiglandana, 727 nucleotides. RefSeq lists its product as uncharacterized. The transcript has 4 exons. Lineage: Eukaryota; Metazoa; Arthropoda; Insecta; Lepidoptera; Tortricidae. The coding region runs from base 15 to 590 and encodes 191 amino acids. The record is from RefSeq and is a predicted model, not a curated record.